AGUUAUUUUGUUGAAGGAACCAGCCGAGCCCGGUGCUCCGUGCUCGUCCUCGUGUGGAAUGAAAAUCAAACAGUUUAAAUAUAAAACUAUCAUAAAAACAGAGCAGACACAGAAAACAUGGCGUCGUGGAGCUGCAGGGUCCUGGGCCAGAGAGCUGGGGCGUUCAGGAGAAUGUGCACGGCUGCACAGUCACAGUCCGAGGCAGAUUUCCUAAAAGGAGAACUGCACAGGAAGCAUCCAGGUGUGACCAACCUGAAAACUCUGAGCCUCCCUGAGGAACUCCAGAGGGCUGCGUGGUCGAUUAUUCAGAGUGCUCAGGUGAAUCGGCUGAACGAGCGCACGCACAGCUUCGCAAACUUCCUGUGGAGCAGAAAACGAGCCGUCGAGGACGUGACACUGAGACGGACAGCGGUGAGCCUGGAGAAGGAACUCUGGAAGAAAGCAGUGGAGAAGGGAGGAAAUAUAGACGAGGAAGCGCUGGAAGACCGCAUCCGGAGGAAAGUGUUCUCAGAGCUCAGGAGAACAACAUAUCACUGGAAGGCCUUAAAGUACGAUGAAGAGUUGUGUGUCGUGUACCUGGCGGCCCGGCUGGCCGGGGGCUACGCUGCGGUGCGGAGAGCUCUGAAUGAGAUCAAGAAGAGGGAUUCCUCUUUUGCUCCUCAGUCUCUUCUGGAUUUUGGUUCAGGGCUGGGAACAGUUGUCUGGGCGUCACACUCGCACUGGGCCGCCUCUCUGAAGGAGAUGGUGUGUGUGGACAGCUCUGCUCCGAUGAACAUUCUGGCGGAACGACUUCUCAAAGGCGAUGAUGAACGGGCUCAACCUCACAUCCAACAUGUUUAUUUCAGACAGUUCCUCCCCGUCUCUCCUAAGGUGCAGUUUGAUUUGGUGGUCGCAGCUUUUACUCUGUCAGAGAUUCCCGGGGUGAAGGAGCGAGAAGAGGCCGUGUUCACUCUGUGGAGAAAGACCAGCUCGUACCUGGUGCUGGUGGAAAAUGGGACCAAAGAGGGACAUCAGAUUCUUAUGGAAGCCAGAGACACGUUAUUAAAGAAACAAGAGAAAAUGGUCCAUGACCCCAGACCAGCAUCCGUGUUCGCCCCCUGUCCUCAUGAACUGACGUGUCCUAAACUGGCCCGAGAGCUCGCCGUCCCCUGCAACUUCCAGCAGCUGUACCAACCUCUGCCUCUGCCCGGGCACAACGUUCGUCAGAUAGAGAAGUUCAGUUACCUGAUUCUGACUCGCGGAGGUCCCCCGGAGGCAGAGACCGAAGGUGUGAACUGGGCUCGGCUGAUCGCACCAGUUCUGCGACGGACGAGACACGUCCACUGUCAGAUGUGUUCGCCCGACGGAAAACUGCAUCACAUGGUGGUGACGGCUCGAAAACACAGCAGAGAUGUGUAUCGCUGUGCUCGGAACAGCGACUGGGGAGAUCAACUGCCGGUCAUUCAGAGAGAUGAAGACGAUGUCCAGAGUGAUUCAGAGUGAAGAAUCAGCUUUUAUACAAACAUCUGCAUUUCUAUUGUGGGGGGGGGGGGCUGACUCUCUGAACAGCUACUGUGACAUUAUCAAGAUAAUAUGAAUAAAAAGUCAUAGCUCUGUGCUGCUUAUUAAGAGGUUGUUGCAAUGUGGAGAAACAUUCUCCUGCGUUUCUGUUCAUGUUAAUAUCAGAGAUUAAUAUAAACUGAAAGAAUC
Molecule: messenger RNA, 1689 nt
Organism: Paralichthys olivaceus (Japanese flounder)
Lineage: Eukaryota; Metazoa; Chordata; Actinopteri; Pleuronectiformes; Paralichthyidae
Gene: mettl17
Product: methyltransferase like 17
Biological process (GO): translation
Cellular component (GO): mitochondrial small ribosomal subunit
Molecular function (GO): structural constituent of ribosome; methyltransferase activity
Source: RefSeq, a predicted model, not a curated record